AUGGAUGGUCGGCCCAGUCGGCGCUGCGGUCUAGACGAGGCCACGUGCGGGGACGGCACCUGCAUCAACGCGGACUACAUCUGCGAUGGGCGACAGGACUGUCCGGAUGGCUCCGACGAGAACAGAUGCAGCACUCGCGACGAGUGUGAGCCGAACGAGAUGCAGUGCGAUAACCGCAUCUGCGUGAUGAAGCAUUGGAACUGUGGCGGCCCGCCGCCAGGCUCUGACUGCUCGGCCAGCGAGUUCCAGUGCGUCGACAGCAGCGGCGCGGCCCGGCAGCAGUGCGUGCCGCGCACGUUCCAGUGUGACGGUCGCGCCGACUGCCAGGACGGCAGCGACGAGUUCGGCUGCGCGAGCCCGGUGAUCGUUGAGCAGCCGCCAUCAGUAGUGGUCAUCAGCAUCGGUGACGUGUUCAUCAUCAAGUGUCGCGCCGUGGGGAAGCCCACGCCGGAGAUCACCUGGCGACGAAACUGGAACCAUGUGCCCUCAAAGUGUCGCCAAGAGAGCCGAGACGGUCGGGGCACACUGACCUGCCCGGACGCGUCGGCGGCCGACCAAGGCGCCUACUCGUGCGAGGCCAUCAACACUCGCGGCGUGGUGUUCGCCAUACCAGACACCAACGUGGUGGUGACCAACGGCGGCCUCUGCCAGCCGCCUCAGUUCAACAAUGCUGCUCUCACCAACGACGACUGCCAGAACUGUUUCUGCUUCGGCGCUACAAGCACCUGCUACAGCUCGUCCCUCAAUGCGUUCACGCGGCAGGACCUGAGCGCCAGGGACGUCAGGCUGGUAUCAUCUCCGGCCAGGGGGCGUCUCCCUGGGGACGUUGCAGCGGCCUCGUCCGCUCCGUACUCCGGCCCGCAAGGGGAGAUUUUGGCACGUUUACCAAAUCGCUUUGAUGAUCACUUCUUCGAGUUAGCCGGCGCAUUCGGAGGAAAUCAGCUCACCAGCUACGGCGGCUACAUCCGCUUCCGGCUCAGCGCCCAGCUGCCGGCGCAGCCUGGCGCGGCGCUCAUCAUCAAGGGCAACGACGUGACCCUGUUGCACCGGCCCAGUGCACCAGCGAGCGACAACUACGCCAUCCAGCUCACCGAGGGCAAGCUGGACACGGUUGAUGUCCGCGGUAACAUCGUCGUGGCCGACAGAGCUUCCAUCAUGAUGGCGCUGCAGAACAUUCGACAGCGUCCUGAUCCCCGCUACCUCUGCUGACGACCCCGU
Pollicipes pollicipes is the source of this 1218-nucleotide messenger RNA. Its product is annotated as basement membrane-specific heparan sulfate proteoglycan core protein. NCBI's taxonomy places the organism in Eukaryota, Metazoa, Arthropoda, Thecostraca, Pollicipedomorpha, Pollicipedidae. The transcript has 11 exons. Bases 1 to 1209 code for a protein of 402 amino acids. Gene Ontology annotation, molecular function: protein binding. Gene Ontology annotation, cellular component: plasma membrane. The record is from RefSeq and is a predicted model, not a curated record.